Molecule: messenger RNA, 3695 nt
Organism: Oldenlandia corymbosa var. corymbosa
Lineage: Eukaryota; Viridiplantae; Streptophyta; Magnoliopsida; Gentianales; Rubiaceae
Source: the annotation of a GenBank genome assembly
UUUGUUUUCAAUUUGAUAAAAAAGAAUUAAAUAUUCCGACAAAAAUUUGACUACUACUAGUUUUUUAUCACGUUAUUAUUUUUUUUAUACUAAAAUAUUUUUUGUUUUUCGUUUCUGUGGUCGCGUUCCGCAUUCCGACGUGCCAAGUGUGUGUGUGUUUUUUUUCCCAUUGGUUUUUGUUUUCCAAAUAAACAGCAGUGAUAUUCAAUUUAUUUCUUAAUUUUUUUUUUUAUUUUGGUUAAUUUUUGUUUGUUCAAAGGGACUUAAAACUCUUACGCACAAACAAGUUUCUCGUUUUUCAGUCCCUGUGCUCGGUCUCUUUCUGUGUGUGUGUGUGUGUGUUUUUUUUUUUUUCCUUCCUUACAGGGACUUAGAAAAAAAUCAUGAAUUUUGGAAGUGGGUUCAGAAUUGAAAUUGUGUUGAAUGCAGAUCGUAAUUUGCUUGGUGCGAUCGACCGGCCUUCCCUAACUGGAGAAUUCAGAUGAUUUAGCUCACAGAUUUUCGGCCGUACCAUUGCUGUUACACUGAAGUGGGGAUUUCUGUUGGACAUUAUUCCUCUUUUUCUUUCCUCAUGGAAGAUCAGUUAAGUUUUCUGAAUUUAGGAGGAGAUGGGUUACAGAUUGUUUGAUCAGUCACUUAGAUUGACUUAGGAGUUCACGGGUGUGAAGGUUGCAGUACUUUGUAAAAGUCGAUUUAUUUAUUUAUUUAUUUUUUAAAUUUUGUUGAUGUCAUAGUCCUUUGUUAGUGAAAAGGAAUUUAACUUUAUUGUAAAAAUAGAGAUUCUAUAGUUUUUGCUCCUUGAGAAAGAGAAAGGGAAAAAACAGAAAAGUUUAAAGUAGGAGAGCUUUUGGGGGGUUAGAGGGGUUUGGUGGAGAUGUCUAAGGUGGUCUAUGAGGGGUGGAUGGUGCGAUAUGGGCGGAGGAAGAUUGGAAGAUCAUUCAUCCAUAUGCGAUAUUUUGUUCUCGAGCACCGGUUGCUCGCCUACUACAAGAAGAAGCCUCAGGACAAUGUGGUUCCUCUGAAGACUCUCCUUAUAGAUGGGAAUUGUCGGGUGGAGGACCGGGGCUUGAAGACUCACCAUGGACAUAUGGUGUAUGUAUUGUCAGUUUACAACAAGAAAGAGAAGCACCAUAGAUUAACGAUGGCAGCUUUCAACAUUCAGGAGGCUCUCAUUUGGAAAGAGAAAAUUGAAUCUGUUAUUGAUCAGCAUCAAGAGUCACAAGCUGCAAAUGGUAACAAAUACCACUCAUUUGAAUAUAAAUCUGGAAUGGACAAUGGAAGGAAAUCCUCAUCCUCUGAUCGUGAAAGUCAGUUCAGUGCCGCUGAGGAUGAAGAUGAUAACCAUCCAAAUUUGUUGAGAAGAACAACCAUUGGAAAUGGUCCCCCGGAAUCUAUAUUGGACUGGACAAAGGAAAUUAAUGCUGACCUGGGGAACCAAAACAUACAAAAUCAGGCUUUUUCUAGGAAGCACUGGCGCUUGCUUCAAUGUCAAAAUGGACUUCGCAUUUUUGAAGAGCUGGUUGAAGUAGAUUUUCUUCCAAAAAGCUGUAGUAGAGCUAUGAAAGCUGUUGGGGUGGUGGACGCUACUUGUGAAGAGACAUUUGAGCUUUUAAUGAGUAUGGAUGCUUCGCGAUUUGAGUGGGACUCCACUUUCCAGUAUGGUAGCCUGGUAGAGGAGGUAGAUGGGCAUACAGCUGUACUAUAUCACAGACUGCAGUUAGAUUGGUUGCCAAUUUUAAUAUGGCCUCGUGACCUCUGUUAUGUUCGUUACUGGCGUCGAAAUGAUGAUGGAAGCUACGUUGUGUUAUUCCGUUCGAGAGAGCAUGAGAAUUGUGGCCCACAGCCAGGGUUCGUUCGAGCUCAUAUAGAAAGUGGAGGGUUUAAUAUUUCUCCACUGAAACCUCGUCAUGGAAGGCCCAGAACACAAGUGCAGCAUCUCAUGCAAAUUGACCUCAAAGGCUGGGGUUUGAAUUAUGUUUCUUACUUUCAGCAGCAAUGUCUACUACAAAUGUUAAAUAGUGUUGCAGGAUUGCGUGAAUAUUUUUCUCAAACUGAUGAACGGCCAGCUGCACCAAGGAUUCCUGUUAUGGUCAACAUGACAUCAGCUUCAGUUUCUAACAAGAAGAGUGAAAAACUCUAUGGCUCCUCUGUUCAUAAACGUAGUAUGUCUGUCGAUCAAAUAGGUUCUUCGAAUAAAAAUGGUUUAAUGAUGGAUGAUGACUCGGAUGAGGAGGAAGAUUUUCAAGUACCUGAACAAGAGGUACCAGGUCAAGAGGAGCUUCCAUCAAGCAGUACAAGCCCUGAUGAAGUGAAGAAAUCUGUUGGUGAAGCUCCUAUGGAAGAAGUGGUGGAUGACAUUGAUUUUUCCAUUUUUUCGGGUAACCUGCGACGAGAUGACCAUGACAAAGCUCGAAACUGCUGGAGUAUAUCUUCUGGAGAUAAUUUUAGAGUUCGCGGCAAAAACUUUUGCAUGGACAAAUCCAAAAUCUCAGCUGGAAAACAUCUUAUGGAUCUAGUGGCUGUUGACUGGUUCAAAGAUUCGAGGCGGAUGGAUCAUGUUGCUAGGCGGCAGGGAUGUGCAGCACAAGUUGCCUCAGAUAAAGGACUUUUCUCGUUGGUUGUAAAUGUGCAAGUGCCUGGAUCAACACACUACAGCAUGGUUUUCUAUUUUGUGACGAAGGAAUUAACUCCUGGAUCUCUUCUACAACGUUUUGUUGAUGGGGAUGAUGAGUUUCGAAAUAGUAGACUAAAGCUUAUUCCGUCUGUCCCCAAGGGUUCAUGGAUUGUGCGUCAAAGUGUGGGAAGUACCCCUUGUUUACUUGGGAAAGCCGUUGAUUGCAAUUAUAUCCGAGGCAAUAGAUAUCUGGAGAUUGACAUUGAUAUUGGUUCAUCUGCUGUCGCAAAUGGAGUUUUGGGGCUUGUGAUUGGAGUAAUUACAACCUUAGUUGUUGACAUGGCAUUUCUUGUACAGGCAAAUACCCCGGAUGAAUUACCAGAGCGGCUUAUAGGAGCUGUUCGCGUUUCUCAUAUUGAAUUGUCGUCAGCUAUCGUACCAAAGCUGGAUACAGAUCAAUCCGAUUCACUUGCAUUGUGAGACUCCCUUGUGGUACAAAAAUUAUUCUUUAAACUUGAAUCAAAUGGUUCGUUAGAAACUCUUAUUGAUAUAAUCCUUUUGUGAUAUAUAGUUUUUCCAUAUUGGUUAAAUCUCUUUUUGGAGAAGUAAUCAACAUGUAUUCUUUACUUGGCCUCCUAUAUCCAUUAUUAAGCCAACCAUUCUUUACAGCGGGACAAUUUUGUGAUUAUACUUUUAAGUCUAUGGGGGGAAAUUGUACCUUUCCUUGGACGAGGUCUUUGUUUUUCUUGUUUUUUACUCCCUUCGUCCCACAAGAAAUGGUGUAGUUUGAUGGAGAAAUUGGCUAUCCUAUCCAAAACUUUUCAGACGUUGUCAAUCUUACCUUAAAGUUUUUUUUAGAUAACCUAUUUUGUCCAUAUUGUAUGAAAUUUUUGCGGAUUUCAUAAGAUUGACAAUUUCUAUCUAACUUAAUGGAUUUUUAUCAGUCUUUCAGUAAAAUAAGAAAUUAAUCUCAAAAUUUUUUCAAUAUAGUAUCGGACAAUUAUAUAAGUAACAAGAUAAUUCCAUUUUACUUUUUACUUUUUUUUUCUAUAUAAUUUUAUUUCUCUUUACUAAAUUUUCA